UCGGAAGUCUUUUUUUCUUUCAAUCAAUAAAAUGUUUUCGUUUCAUUUCCGAAGCCUUUGUAAAUAACUGUUUGUAACUGUAAGUUGAAGAAAAAAUUAUUUCAAGAAAAGGUUUAAUGUCAAAUCGUUCCAGAAAAAUUGUAAUCUCGAUCCCGGUUUAAAGAUGCACGGUGUGCCAAUCAUAGGGCACCUAGUAGGAGUUACCGGAAAACAUAUGGUCCAAUAACAACUCAAUGUUACCCAAGCAACGCCACUUCUUGACCAAUCGGAAGCAAGCAUGUAUUACCCCCGCCUCCUCGCUCUCUCCAGGCGAUGGGAGUCACCAAAUACUUUGAGCAGUUUGUUUUUCUUGUGAUCGAGGAACCUCAACAGAAGCUCACAUGGUUGCCAUCUGUGGAAAAGAUAAAGUCUUUGCUAGUACCAUCGAUAUUAUUAACACCAUGUAAAAUAACGUUAUGGACCUGAGGAGGAGCCCAUGAUGGGACACCACAGCGGUCCUCCUUCUCCACGAUGAGCCACCGAGGCAGCCCGGUCCGAGCCUACGACUUCCUGCUCAAGUUCCUGCUGGUGGGCGACAGUGAUGUGGGCAAGGCCGAGAUCGUGGCGAGCCUGCAGGACGGAGCCAGCGAGUCACCGUAUGGACACAACAUGGGCAUCGACUACAAGACCACCACCAUCCUUCUGAACGGCAGGAGAGUCAAACUCCAGCUGUGGGACGCAUCCGGUCAGGGACGCUUCUGCACCAUCUUCAGAUCUUAUUCCAGAGGAGCUCAGGGCGUCAUCCUGGUGUACGACAUCACCAACCGCUGGUCCUUUGAUGGCAUCGAGCGCUGGAUCAAAGAGAUCGAGGAGCAUGCGCCAGGGGUUCCUAAAAUCCUGGUCGGGAACCGCCUCCACCUUGCCUACAAACGUCAGGUGACCACGGAGCAGGCGCGAGUAUACGCCGAAAAGCUGGACAUCACCUUCUUUGAGGUCAGCCCGCUGUGCAACUUCAACGUCACCGAGUCGUUCACCGAGCUGGCACGCAUCGUCCUCAUGAGACACGGCACGGAGCGCCUGUGGAGGCCCAACAAAGUGUUGAGUCUUCAGGAUCUCUGCUGUCGCGCCAUCGUCUCCUGCACCCCCGUCCACCUGGUGGAUAAGCUCCCGUUGCCGCUGGCUCUCAAGUGUCACCUCAAGUCGUUCUCCAUGGCCAACGGCCUCAACGCCCGCAUGAUGCACGGGCGCUCCUACGCCGUCGCCACCACCCCCUCCGCACUCCGCCACGGCCCGGCCAAAAGAUCCGGAGGAACGCUGCUGAAAAAGCCUAAACACGUCCAUCCGCCGCCUCUCAGCCCGUCCGCACAGAGCUGCAGAAACGGCUGUAAGAUCUCCUAACAUCUGGACGGCGUGUGACGGCGCGCUCAACAACCGCCUGAACAGCAACACGCGGGUCAGGAAGUACACCAUGUAAAUACUGACGUGUGUAUUACGUCUUGGCAGGGUGUGUACAUCCUCCUCAUUUAUACUACACAAACAAAGACACACACAGUAUGUUUACACGCCAAUGCAGUAUUUUUGCACACAAAUAGGACACAAAAACAUGCUAUGAUGGCACCCAGCUUAUUGUGUUUAAAUUGUGAUGAAACUUGUUUUGUGUACUCGGUUUUACAUGUUGUAAAUAAAAGUGGAAUUUGUUGUUGUUACCUGUGUUGUGAUGAAGUGGAUGUGAUGUAAAGCCACGCUGAUCCGGCAGGUGGCGGCAGUGAGAGUGAGGCAUGACGCCUUGAUCAUGACAGUUGUCACUACGCAAUCCGUUCUACGCAUGCAUU
Messenger RNA from Doryrhamphus excisus (bluestripe pipefish), 1811 nucleotides. RefSeq names its product ras-related protein Rab-40B. Gene Ontology annotation, biological process: intracellular signal transduction. Gene Ontology annotation, molecular function: GTPase activity; GTP binding. Lineage: Eukaryota; Metazoa; Chordata; Actinopteri; Syngnathiformes; Syngnathidae. The record is from RefSeq and is a predicted model, not a curated record.